UGGAGAAGCAUCAUCCCCAACAAUUUAGAACAAUUCGCCUUGAACUUCAACCCUUCAGAUGAAUCUGUAAAUAACCAGCACACCAAGUCUGAACUCCGAAACAAUGCCCACCUCCACCUCCACCUCCUCCCACCGAAUAACCAAACCACCCACCAAGCGGGGAGUCCGACGCGCAUCCCGCAAAUCAACCCAGCCAACAUCAUCACCAACCAUACAAUCCCACCUGGAACCCCGACCCCAGGAACAACAGCCCACCCCCAUACCCCCACCCCAAAUCCAAACGCAACCACUAAUCGAGCGCACCAACGCUCUCGCCCUCUCGGAAUUCAUCAACCUCUACGUCCCCAAGGAUGACCUCCACAUCAUCAACACGCCAGAGUCCACCCUAAGCCCGCCAUCAUCCGCGCAGCAACCGCAGCAACCGGCGCAGCACUACGAAAUCACCAUCUACACGGCCGCAACCCUGCCCCCCAGCAUCUUCACGCAAUGCUUCCAGCUCAUCGAAACCACCUCGGCGGACGCCUACCGCGCCUCGUCGAUCGGCUGGUCGCCGCCCAAGAAGCGCAAGGAGAUGCAAUUACCGGACAUGAAGUAUCUGAUUCUCCGGCGCGCAGACCCCCAACCCCCCCAGAUAGCCGAAGAGGGGGAUGCCACGAAUUCCACCCCGGAAAACGACGAGGUGCUCGGCUUCCUCUCGUUCAUGGUCACGUACGAAGACGGGUUCGAGGUGGUCUACUGCUACGAGGUGCACCUGGCGGCAGCGGCGCAGCGGCAGGGGCUGGGGGCGCGGCUGAUGCGGGUGUUUCUGCGGAUCGGGGAGCAGCUGGGGAUGGCGAAGGCCAUGUUGACGGUCUUCCGGGCGAAUGGGGCGGCGAUCCGGUUCUACGAGCGGUUGGGGUUCGGGGUUGAUGAGAGCUCGCCCCGGCCCCGGAGGUUGAGGAAUGGGACGGUCAAGGAUCCCGAUUAUCGGAUUCUCUCGAGGGUUUAUGCGAGAGAGUGA
This is a messenger RNA of Aspergillus japonicus CBS 114.51, 1000 nucleotides long. Its product is annotated as N-terminal L-serine N(alpha)-acetyltransferase NAT4. NCBI's taxonomy places the organism in Eukaryota, Fungi, Ascomycota, Eurotiomycetes, Eurotiales, Aspergillaceae. The record is from RefSeq and is a predicted model, not a curated record. The transcript is spliced from 2 exons. Gene Ontology annotation, cellular component: nucleus. Gene Ontology annotation, molecular function: histone H2A acetyltransferase activity; histone H4 acetyltransferase activity; protein N-terminal-serine acetyltransferase activity. The coding region runs from base 104 to 1000 and encodes 298 amino acids.